Molecule: messenger RNA, 1460 nt
Organism: Drosophila bipectinata
Lineage: Eukaryota; Metazoa; Arthropoda; Insecta; Diptera; Drosophilidae
Gene: ea
Product: easter
Biological process (GO): proteolysis
Molecular function (GO): serine-type endopeptidase activity
Source: RefSeq, a predicted model, not a curated record
CCUCAUCUCCAGCUUCGGUCACUUUUCUGUUUCAGCUGAAGCUCCGCUUGGGCUUCUCUUCUUCAUGGAUAUUCCGCAUUAGCGUAUUACCUUGUACAUUAUCGCGACGUUUAUUUUGAUAACUGCUUCAGUGACCAGUGACCACAAAGUACCCCAAAGUACAGCAUCCCAAUCACUGACGACGUCUUGACAAAGGAUUAAGCUUGUGUAACUCGAAAUGUUCAAGUUACCGUUUAUCUACCUGUUUUUGGGAAUUUUGGCGAAAUCGUCGGCGGGCCAGUUCUACUUUCCGAAUGAGGCGGCCCAGGUGCCAAACUACGGAAGGUGCAUCACCCCGAACAGGGAAAGAGCCCUGUGCAUUCACCUGGAGGACUGCAAAUACCUGUACGGGAUUCUGACCACCACACCGCUUAGGGACACUGAUCGCCUCUACCUAAGCCGGAGCCAAUGCGGGUACACGAAUGGAAAGGUGUUGAUUUGCUGCCCGGAUCGCUACAGGGACACGUCGCCGGUAACCCCGGCGCCACCUAGGCCCAAUAUCACCACCACAAAUUUGCUACCGCUUCCCGGACAGUGCGGAAACAUCCUUUCAAAUCGCAUCUACGGUGGUGUGAAAACCAAAAUUGACGAGUUUCCAUGGAUGGCUUUAAUAGAGUAUACCAAAGCUGAAGGAAAGAAGGGCCACCACUGCGGUGGCUCCUUGAUCAGCACAAGGUAUGUGGUGACAGCCUCGCAUUGUGUAAAUGGAAAAUCUUUGCCCUCGGACUGGCGACUGACUGGUGUCCGGUUGGGCGAGUGGGACACGGCCACUAAUCCGGACUGUGAGGUGGAUGUCCGUGGCAUGAAAGACUGUGCUCCGCCUCAUUUAGACGUGCCCGUGGAGCGAACUAUACCACAUCCUGACUACAUUCCCGGCUCUAAGAACCAGGUGAACGACAUAGCCCUUUUGCGACUUGGCCAGCAAGUCGAGUACACCGAUUUCGUACGACCGAUUUGCCUGCCAUUGGAUGCCAACUUGAGAGCGGCUACAUUUGAUGGUAUUUCCAUGGAUGUGGCUGGAUGGGGUAAGACAGAACAGCUGUCGGCCAGUAACCUGAAGCUUAAAGCCGCUGUGGAGGGAUUCCGAAUGGAGGAGUGCCAGCAAGUGUAUAGCAGCCAAGAGAUUCUACUCGAAGAAACCCAGAUGUGCGCCGGCGGAAAGGAGGGCGUGGAUUCAUGUCGUGGCGACUCCGGCGGUCCUCUCAUUGGCCUUGACACAAACAAGGUGAACACCUACUACUUUCUGGCGGGCGUGGUUUCAUUUGGCCCCACGCCGUGUGGCCUGGCAGGAUGGCCAGGGGUAUACACUCUGGUUGGCAAAUAUGUUGACUGGAUUCAAAACACAAUAGAGGCCUAGUUGUGCAUUUUAAUUUAAAUGAGUUUCUGUGUAAAUAAAUUAAAGAUAUGUAUGUCCCAUUUAA